This is a messenger RNA of Propithecus coquereli (Coquerel's sifaka), 2236 nucleotides long. It is a transcript of the gene RALB, whose product is annotated as v-ral simian leukemia viral oncogene homolog B. Gene Ontology annotation, cellular component: plasma membrane. Bases 162 to 782 code for a protein of 206 amino acids. The transcript has 5 exons. Gene Ontology annotation, molecular function: GDP binding; GTPase activity; GTP binding. Gene Ontology annotation, biological process: Ras protein signal transduction. The record is from RefSeq and is a predicted model, not a curated record. Lineage: Eukaryota; Metazoa; Chordata; Mammalia; Primates; Indriidae.
GCCCGGGCUGUUCAAUGACAAAUCGGCGGAGGACGGCUGGGGUCCGGCAGGGGGCGGGGUGCGUUUGAGAGCGGCGGCCGAGUGCGGACGGCUGCGGCGCGGGACCCAGCUCUUCAACUGGGUCUUCUGUCCGUGUGUUGCAAGCUCGGAAAAUCAGCAGGAUGGCUGCAAACAAGAGUAAGGGCCAGAGCUCCCUGGCCCUCCACAAAGUGAUCAUGGUUGGCAGUGGAGGGGUUGGCAAGUCGGCCCUGACUCUUCAGUUCAUGUAUGACGAGUUUGUAGAAGACUAUGAACCUACCAAAGCUGACAGUUAUAGAAAGAAAGUAGUUCUUGAUGGAGAAGAAGUCCAGAUAGAUAUUCUAGACACUGCUGGACAGGAGGACUAUGCAGCGAUUCGAGACAACUACUUUCGGAGUGGGGAAGGCUUUCUGCUAGUGUUCUCAAUCACAGAACAUGAGUCCUUCACAGCAACUGCCGAAUUCAGGGAGCAGAUCCUCCGUGUCAAGUCUGAGGAAGAUAAAAUCCCACUGCUCGUUGUGGGAAACAAGUCUGACUUAGAGGAGCGGAGGCAGGUGCCCAUCGAGGAGGCCAGGAGUAAAGCCGAAGAGUGGGGCGUGCAGUACGUGGAGACGUCGGCUAAGACGCGUGCCAACGUGGACAAGGUGUUCUUUGACCUAAUGAGAGAAAUCAGAGCAAAGAAGAUGUCAGAAAACAAAGACAAGAAUGGCAAGAAAAGCAGCAAGAACAAGAAAAGUUUUAGAGAAAGAUGUUGCUUACUGUGAAUGCCAAGACGGUGGAUGAAGUCAGUUGCCACUUAGGACACAGGGGCUGGGUUGGUAAAGAGAAGACUACAGUUGACUCCUUGGCUGUGCUUCCUGCUCUCCCCAGCCUUGUUCCUGCAUACUUCUUUAAAUGGGGAAAAUAUCUGCGACUCGGUGGCUGGUAGAAGAAAUAAGCCCUUGUCCAUGCACGGAAUGGCUGCUCUGUCAGGAGGGUUCGGAGUUUCUUCCCUCCGUCCCAAAAGCUUAACUGUAUAUGUAGUGCUACAGGUAGGAAGCAGUCGAAUGUUAAUUACAUAGAAAAAGUAAUGUCAUAGCAUCUUAUUUUGUUCCUAGUUUUAUAACAUUCCCAGAUCUUUUGUUUUGAAAUAAAAAUGUUUUAUUUUAUUAGGUUUUGGAAGAGGAGAGUGGAGUAAGGCCUCCCCUCCCCAGCGUUAUCAGUGUAGCAGUGGUAAUGGGAAACAUCCAUUAAGCUCUAAUGAUACUGAAAAAUCCACAGAUUUUUUGGAUAAAUUUCUUGGCAAUACCCUGUGGAUCUGGAGCAUAGCUAAAAAAAUGAAUUUGAAUUGUGCCAAAUAGGUCACUAUCAAGCUUAUGAAUCCUCCUUACAUAUGAAAAAUGCAAGUUGAGUUGUUUUCUUCAUAUUUAAGUGUUGGCCAAUUAUAGCCCAUGUUGGCUGUUUUUCUCCUGUAGCAUCCCAAUUUUUGUGUAGGAACUUUUUUUGUUAGACUAAGUGAAUACUCAAGAGUAGUACACUUUAUAAAUGACCCACUUUUCUAAUCAGAUUUUUUUUUAAGUUCUUUGGCUACGUCCUCUCCUACUUGCCAGUCCUGGGUUAGGCCCCUCCUUCUCCACUAGUGACUGAUGCAUCUGUCUUCCUGAUCAUUGUCACUCUGCAUGCAGAGGUUGAGUGAGCCUCUUUUGUUUCUUGAAGUAUCACACAAAUUCUCCUGAAAGAUGGGAUGAGUUAAAAUUGUCUUCUGAACUCAUGAAGCCAGAGCCUAUGCCAGACCUUCUGCUACCUCUCAUAGAACUGCUCUGCGAUCCUCCUCUAAAAUUAGAAGAAGUGGGGGAAGAUAAGAUAAGCCAUUGCCCCUUUACUUCUGAGAAUUGGCUGCUGUUUCUAAUAUCAGUCUUUUCUAAGAUAGCCAUAUUGUUAGUUAGAAAAAGAUUUUCAUUGACGAGAUAUUGUUAAUCUUUCUUACUGUAUCAGUAUUCUAAAUUCAGCAAUCAGAAACAUUUUCAUCAGAAAGGAGCACUGUGAUAAAAGCCCAGGAUUCAGCACACUUUCCGCCCUUUGUCAGAAGUGACAUUUCUUGUGUAGGUGCCAAAGGUGAAUUGGGAUGGGGAGAGCAGAACCUUUGGAAUUUAUGGUUAUUACAGAGAUUAUGGAAAUUAUGAUCCGACUAUAAAGCAAUCUUGUAUUUCCUCCCAAAGAAUCAUGGGCUUUUUUUUGA